Messenger RNA from Rubroshorea leprosula, 689 nucleotides. The record is from the annotation of a GenBank genome assembly. Lineage: Eukaryota; Viridiplantae; Streptophyta; Magnoliopsida; Malvales; Dipterocarpaceae.
UCCCCACACAAGCAGUACUACCUUCUCAAGUUUCUAGUAAUUGAAGGUCUUCAAAAUUUGUUUUCUGCAUAAUGGCACCUUCCACCAAGUUCGUCUUAGCUUUCCUUUUUGUCUCCUUGUUCUCCAACAUUAAUAUUAGAAUGGCAUCUGGCAUCGACUCCAAUGCUGCUGGUGGUAUGGAUGGUGGUGCUGGUGGUAGUGCUCAAGUUGGAAAUGAACCUGGUUCUAAUGGCGGUGUUGGCGGUCAAGGCGGUGUUCGCGUUCCAGUUGGUGGACCUCCAUUUCCGUUGCCUCGUAAAGUUGGUGGCAGUGGCUGUACUGGUGGUCAAUUAGGUGCGUACCAUCUUAAAAAUACUGCUGGCGAAGUUCAAGAUGUUACCAUUACAGGCGGUGCCGGUGGUCAAGGUGGUGUGUCUCCAUCUGGAAUUCCUAGUGAAGGUGGUGCCAUUGGCGGUACUUGUGCUCAAGAUGGUGAAGGUGUCGGUGCUAAUGGCGGUGCUAAUGGCGAUGCUAAUGGCGAUGCUAAUGGCGGUGCUAAUGGCGGUCCUAAUGGGAUUGGUUCUGUUCCUUGAAAUCUCACAAUCUCAACUACUUUUACAUUAUAAAAUGUGAAGAAACUUUAGGAAAAGGAACAUCCUUAUGUCAGUGUCCCAAAUAAAUAAAACAAUAAAUAAUUGUCCUGGCACAGU